AACGAAGGUAGCUGAAGAUGACGACCCCGAUCGUGAUUUCUUCGCAAUCUGUAGGAGAGAGGCAGUAGUACAACUCCGCACAGCACGAAACGGAAACGGAGAGCAAGAAGAGCAGCGUGCAGCUACCAAGACUACUUUAGCAGAAGAUACCUCAGCAGCAAAUAGCUUCCAAGGAACUGGGUGGAGAGGCGGUCACCCUGCACGGACCGGCGCAGACGAGCCCGGCGAGGAAAAGCGGGACACUGUGUCUUUUAGGGGAGUACAAGAACCCACGAUCAAGGCAGAGGAUACUCGAAGUCUGAUCCAGCUGCUGAAUGCUGUCUGCAAGCUGAAGCGCGUCGUUCUUCUCGAAGGUUCUUGUGCGGGUGGUCGAACAAGUUGUCUUGGUGGAAGAAGUUUGCCCGGAGUUCUCCAAGGCAAGGAAGCUGUGGGCGCUUUAAAACCUGGUGUCCCGAUACAACCAGCAGGGGCUCCGGAGCGACGCCGAGAUGACGAAAUUGCCAGCGCCGUCCUGAAAGAGAUUGUGCGCUACGCAGCAACAGAAAUAUCGGCACGCGUAGAAUCCGGCGCAAUCGUUUCGCCUCUGGAUCUGUCCACGUGCGCACAGGCGUUGGCCCCACAUUGUCGCGGCGCCGGCGGCGCUGGCCGCCCGACUGGUCCAACUAGGAACGGGCAAGAUUUUCACUCGGACAACAAAGUAGCUGCAACGGCGUUUCGAAACCUAGUGAGAUCGGCUGGUGGACUGCUCGCCUCUUUUGACGAGAAGCCAUUGGCGAAUAUCGCCAACGCCAUUGCAAAAGCUGCGCUGCCGAAAGAGACGCACGGGGCGUUCUUCGAACUCUU
Messenger RNA from Amoebophrya sp. A120, 843 nucleotides. The record is from the annotation of a GenBank genome assembly. NCBI's taxonomy places the organism in Eukaryota, Dinophyceae, Syndiniales, Amoebophryaceae.